GCUUUAGGACAGGAGCCUACAGUUCUUGGGGAAGCUCUCACGAAAGAAUGAGACCAGCAGUUGUAUUUGAAUAAGGGGAAAUUAUUGUUUUCCAUCUCUAAGCAUUUAAUUUAAUAUUUAAUAAAAGGAGUAGGGUAAGGGUUGUUUUUGUGGGGCUUCUAGAGUGUUUUCCCCUCACCAAUACACUGGGUGAUUGUAACGGCUGAAAGGUUGCUUUCUGUUUGGAGAUCUGUGCACACAGUAUGUUUUUUGAACUUCACCAUGCUUAAGUUAUGUUGGAGAAAACUAUGAUGGCAUUAAAGGACGCGGCGGCGGAGGAGCGCGGCGGGCGGCGGCGGGCGGCCCGGCUGUGGGCUGAGGUGGAGCAGGAGCGGCGGCUGGACGAGGCCGUGCGCAGGGGCGAGGAGAGGCAGCAGCAGAGGGAGCGGCAGCUGCAGCAGGAGGAGCGGCUGGCGGCUGAGCUGGCCCGGCUCAAGCACGAGAAGCUGAAGGACGAAAAGAUGCGGCAGCAAGUGCGGGAGAACAGUCUUGAACUUCGAGAGUUAGAAAAAAAACUGAAAUCUGCUUAUAUGAAUAAGGAGCGAGCUGCACAAAUUGCUGAAAAAGAAGCUAUACAGUAUGAGAAAAUGAAACGUGAUGCUGAAAUAGCCCAAAAGAUGAAGGAAGAGUAUGAAAGGGUAGCAAAAGAAGAAAGUUCUGCAGAACUAAGGCGAAACAAGGAGAAAAUAAUUUAUCAGCAAGAACUGGAGAAACAGCUUGAGGAACAAGAGAGGAAGAGGCAGGAUGCUUAUGAAGAGUUUCUAAAAGAGAAACUCAUGAUUGAUGAAAUCGUAAGAAAGAUCUAUGAGGAAGACCAAAUGGAAAAACAACUAAAGUUAGAAAAAAUGAGAGCAACUCAGAUGUAUAUCGAUGAAUUUAAAAAAGAACAAGCUAUCUGGAGGCAGAGGAAACGGGAAGAAAUGGAAGAAGAAAAUAAGAAAAUCAUGGAGUUUGCCAACCGUCAGCAACAAAGAGAAGAAGAUCGGAUGGCUAAAGUUCGAGACAUGGAGGAGAAAAAGCAAAGACUUCAAGCCAUGAUUGCCCAGAAUCUACAGAGGGAACAACAGAAGCGUGAAGAACUGGAACAACUACGACAAGAGCUGUAUAUGGAAGAACAAGCCGAGACAGAGAGGAAGAAAGAGAUGGCAGAAAUUGAAAAGAAAAUAAGGCAACGUCUAGACUUAAAGCAAACAUAUGAAGAGCAAUUUGCUUUAAAGAAGAUAGCGCGACAGGCUAUGCAAGAAGAGGAAGAAGCCUUCAGACAACAGAUGUUGGCCAAGCUUGCAGAGGAUGAUCGCAUUGAACAGAUGAAUGCUCAGAAACGAAGAAUGAAACAGCUUGAACACAAAAGGGCUGUGGAAAAACUUAUUGAAGACCGUCGCAGGCAAUUUAUUGCAGAUAAAGAACGUGAACUCGAAGAAAGGCAGUUAGAGGAGAAAAGACAAGAAAACAUUCGUCUAAUUGUUGAAGAAGAGAGACAGAAACUCCUGAAAGAGCACGCAUCUAAAUUACUGGGUUAUCUUCCUAGAGGAAUACUCCAAGGUGAAGAUGACAUUAACAUGCUUGGUGAGGAAUUCAGGCUGGCUUACCAAAAGAGAAGAGAUAAUGCAUUUUCUGAAGAGGGAUGAAAUUUCCACCAUCUCCUCUCCUGGUUUGCCACUAGAUGUCAUCUGACUUCUAAUGAAAAUUUCUGUUGAUGUUAACAGCGAGGAGCUCCUUUUUAUUGUCAAAAAGCCUCCAUUUUAAGACUGGAAGAUCUGAGGGACAGCGACUUUUAUUUAACUGUGUAUUGUAGUUGCAUUUUUCACCAAUAAACUGUUAGGAAGUUGAGUUAUUAUUUGUCAGUUACAUCGGACAAUUGAGUUUGGGGUUGAAGCAAUGUUUAAAGAUGUUUUCUCUAGCAACUGAACAGAAACUUGAGACCCUGUAAAUUCAGAUGGAUAUUUCAUAAUAGACUGUAACAUCCUGAUGCACUAUUUUUGGUUUUAAUUUAAAUAUUUAUCUAUAUUUGCAUAUAACACUAUUAAAACACUACUUUAAAUAUUUCUCCUUA
Molecule: messenger RNA, 2092 nt
Organism: Anas platyrhynchos (mallard)
Lineage: Eukaryota; Metazoa; Chordata; Aves; Anseriformes; Anatidae
Source: RefSeq, a predicted model, not a curated record